This is a messenger RNA of Gopherus flavomarginatus (Mexican gopher tortoise), 1801 nucleotides long. RefSeq lists its product as uncharacterized. The record is from RefSeq and is a predicted model, not a curated record. NCBI's taxonomy places the organism in Eukaryota, Metazoa, Chordata, Testudines, Testudinidae. The coding region runs from base 1 to 1449 and encodes 482 amino acids. The transcript has 7 exons.
AUGCAUCCUCUGACCAUUCCCCCUGUUUCCAGCAGGCUCUCGGUGCGCCAGCUCUUCAGGAAUCUCUUUGGGCUCAGGCAGAGCGCGCAGGAGGGCCCAGAAACCAGAGCAGACGCACAAGAGCAGGGGAACGUCGGGGACCUAGAAGAAAACAGCUCCCUGGUGCCUGCUGGGGCUGAGUCUGAGACCGGCGAGCUAGCAGGCAAAGAGCUAACAGGCAACCACCCGACCAAUGAGCUCUGUGGAGAUGCAACGGGCGACCGUAUGGGGGAGAUCUUUGGAGAGCUGAAGGAUAUCAGUCUUGGGGGCACCCCUUCCAGCCAUGGCAGGAGAUCCCCUCCUAUGCUGGACCCCACUGGCAUGGAGAUGGGAGACUCUGGUGACUGGGCCUUGUCAGACCUCUCUGAAAGCUGUAGCUGCAUUGACACCAGCGUGGAUGAGGAGGAGAAGCAGAGCAUGGGAAGUGGAGCAACAGGAGAGCCGUGUGGGCAAUGCUCUGAGACAGGAGAUGCAGGAGGAGCAUCUGCUGAGAGAUGGCCCUUGGGGAGCAGACCCUCGCUGUUCCAGCUUGUUAGGAACCUCUUUGGGCUCAGGCAGAGCGUGCAGGAGGGCCCAGAAACCAGAGCAGAUGCACAAGAGAGCGAAGACUUCAGGGACCUAGAAGAAAACAGCUCCCUGGAGCCUGCUGGGGCCGAAUCUGAGACCAGCGAGCCAGAGGUCAAAGAGCUAACGGGCAACCACACAACCAAUGAGCCCCGUGGAGAUGCAAUAGGCAACCGCAUGGAGGAGAUCCUUGGAGAACUGAAGAAUAUCAGUCUUGGGGGUGCCCCUUCCAGCCAUGGCAGGAGAUCCCCUCCUAUGCUGCACCCCAGUGGCAUGGAGAUAGGAGACUCCGGUGGCUUUGUCAACACUGCUGUGGACAAAGAUAAAACAGCCCAGAAUCCAUGCAGCGGAAUCUCUGGCAGGGAGGCAGAGAGGAUGGGAGAAGCGUCUGGUGACACAGGAACAUGGGGAAAGGCUGGGACCUCCCAGGUUCUGCAUGCUGACAACGAAGGAAUCACAUUCACUGCAGGACCCCUGGCAAUGACCCCCAAGGACUUCCAUGCCAAGAAGGAGCAAGAGCGCCUCCUGAAAGAGGAUCUAAAUGGAGGAUCUCCGAAGGCAGAGCUGUCUCCAUGGAACAAACUCAUCAACAUGUACAAGCAGGGACGGAAGCUUCCUGUUCCUAAGGAAAACCCAAUGCAGCUGGAAAUGGAAGAGGGAUCCACUCUGAAUCUAACUGUUUAUGAAUUUGCAACAUCCGAGCCUCGUCUCAUCUCUUCAAAAUCCUCCAGUACUGCCCUGAUCUGCAGGUUUCCUGAUGGCAGCGCUGGGGAAGCUGUUGGCCACUUCGGGAGAGCCCAGGUAGACCUGAGAACAAAUGGACUGGGAGCUCCUGAAGAAGACUGAGAGCCUGCUCCUAGAAGAGAUGGGACAGUGGCCCCAAGACCAAGCUUAUGUUUUGAUCACGGUGAGUCUGCAAGCCCCCUUCAUCUAGCAGAUGAAGAUGAAGAAAGAAGAUUGAGACCUAUUCUUUGGUCCCCACCAGGCUGGUGUCUGGGACAAGGCCUGUUAGCUGCAAGUUUGUUCCUGUUUCCUCUUUCAGUGUCUGUGCCUUCCUCCUUUGAAUGUUUAUCCUCUUGAUUUCUCCCAUCUCUGCCACCUGAGGGAUGACUCCAUCUGUACUAGGCUGCAAUCCACUGUAUUUUUAGAGUAAGUGUUUUACAUUGAUUGAUUGUUCUCAGUACCCCCUAAACUCACA